AUGUUUAGAAAGCUUGACUUCCAUUUUGUAUUUUUCUUUCGCAAUUUUUACCUCAAGUCCCGUAAUUUUCACUUCAUUCCCUGUCUUCUCUUAUCAACUACUCAAUUUACACUGAUCUCUCGGAGUUCCCUAAAACAUUCGAUUCCAAAAAGAAUGUUAAUUGGUAUUUCCGGAACACUUUCCUCGGGCAAAGCAGAGGUCGCUCGAUACCUCACAUUCCAGGGUUUUCAGCUAAUUGGCGUCGAAACAGAAGAUGCGGGCCUGGCAACACCUCCAGCAGCCUCUGGUCUUGAUGUAUACAAGUAUACGACAUUCGAUGCCCUUCUAGAUGAUGUCACUGCCAAUUGGCGCACCAACUACGUCAUUCUUCACAUUGAUGAUAUAGAAAUGCUACAGAAGCUUCAGAAAAGACCUUUCUUUCUACACGUAUAUGUCGAUGCGCCUGUCAAAUUACGCUAUGAACGUCACUGCUUAAAGCGGACUGAUCAGGACGUAUCCUUUGAGAGUUUUGUGAUGCAAUCUGAUGAGCUUUUGUUUGAUGCGCAGAAUCCAUUGAUCCAGAUCAAUAAUCAGGCUAAUGUCAAAGUCAUCAACACGUCUACAUCACUCAAGAGCUUGUAUGUAAAAUUGAGUGAGCUUGACCUCAUGAAUCCAGCUAGACUUCGUCCAACCUGGGACGCGUAUUUCAUGCGCCUAGCUGACUUGGCUGCCUUAAGAUCUAAUUGUAUGAAGCGCCGCGUUGGUUGUGUAAUUGUUCGUGACAACCGUGUUGUUGCUACUGGGUACAACGGGACGCCUCGUCAUUUAACAAAUUGUAAUGAGGGUGGAUGCACGCGAUGUAACCAGGGCCAGGGAAGUGGUGCAUCACUUUCGACGUGUUUGUGCUUACACGCAGAAGAGAAUGCUUUGCUUGAGGCUGGACGCGACCGUAUUGACGGUGAUAGUUCGAUCUUGUACUGUAACACCUGUCCGUGUCUUACGUGCUCAAUCAAGAUUGUUCAAAGUGGCAUCAAACAGGUUGUUUAUGCUCAAAGCUACUCCAUGGAUGAACACGCACACCGUGUCAUGAAUGAAGCCCGUAUUGUUUUGCGCCAAUAUGUGCCACCAAAGGAGGGCAUCUUCAUUUAA
Molecule: messenger RNA, 1128 nt
Organism: Australozyma saopauloensis
Lineage: Eukaryota; Fungi; Ascomycota; Pichiomycetes; Serinales; Metschnikowiaceae
Product: deoxycytidine monophosphate deaminase
Exons: 1
Coding region: 1-1128 (375 amino acids)
Cellular component (GO): cytoplasm
Molecular function (GO): zinc ion binding; hydrolase activity
Source: RefSeq, a predicted model, not a curated record